Messenger RNA from Episyrphus balteatus (marmalade hoverfly), 840 nucleotides. RefSeq lists its product as uncharacterized. The transcript has 2 exons. Gene Ontology annotation, cellular component: RNA polymerase I complex. The record is from RefSeq and is a predicted model, not a curated record. Lineage: Eukaryota; Metazoa; Arthropoda; Insecta; Diptera; Syrphidae. Gene Ontology annotation, biological process: DNA-templated transcription initiation; DNA-templated transcription. Bases 97 to 819 code for a protein of 240 amino acids.
CAAAAAGUCAAAUGACAACUCAAUUCUCAGUCGCCACAUUUGUCUCGUGUUGGUGUUUUAUUUUUUUUUAAUAUCGUUUUAAUAUAUUAAAAAAUAAUGACGAAAAAGAUUUCAAAAAACGUAAAAUAUACCCAAGCAGAACUUGAAAACUACACAAAUGUCGACGGGUCAUGUGUUAAAAAAAUGAAUACAAAUUUACAUCUAAAUAUUCUACCAUCGGGUUUGAAAAAUUUUAAGCAAUCCCUACUAACCCUACUCUCGCACAAGAAAGUCGGUUCCUACGAUGAUAAAAUGGAGGGAAUCAUUCUGGACAUACACAAUGUUAAAUUAAUUGGUGAUUCUGGAGCCAUCCGAUUUGACGAUCCAAAAAUACACUUGGAUGUUGUUUGCGAUUGUUAUGUUUUUAAACCAGUAAUUGGAGCGAUUGUGAAGGGAACAGUUCGCCAUGUGUCUUCCUCUCAAAUCGGUGUGAUUAUCUAUCGGGUUUUCAGUGUGUCCAUUCGGCUUGUAAAUAAAUCAAAUGUUAAAAUUGAAGUGAAUUCAGAAAUUGAAUUCAGAAUUAAACAUUUUGAUAUGGAACAUGUAUUUCCGUACAUUGAAGGAGAAUUGGUGAAUGGCAACGAAUUGGGUUUGGAAAAUGUAAAUAAUUUAAAACGUGUCAAAAUAGAAAAGGAAGAACCAGAAGAUUGCAAAGAUGAAAUUGAUAUCAUUGAUUUGAUUGAUGAAAUAAAAGAAGACGAACUCAAUGAAUCACAAACCAUUUCACCAUCAAAACCAAAGAAAAAGAAAAAGGGAAUUAGUUUUAAAACUGAAGAAUAAAAAUUAUAUCUAUAAAAAACU